UGUGCCACCAUUUUGCUGGCUCGUGCCUCGGUCUCACGGCCAUUUUUGUUGCGUCGACGUCAGUGUACGGCCACGGGCCUCUCGCGCUUUCCUAGCAUUACAAUUUAGCAAGUUAUCCACGGAAUCUCUUCGUAAUCGCGUGUAGCGAGGGACUGAUCCGGCACGCGCCGUUUUUCGGUAAAAGCGAGAAAAGGCCGUCUGUCGUCGCAGAAACUGUCGGCGAGAAGCGUAAAUCAGGCCGCGUAGACAACAAAGACAGAGAAGAGGCAGGCAGAGAGCGCGUUGGUUGGGACGCGUCGAGAACUUUUUCGGCCCGAGUGUGAGGCGCGCGUGUGUGUGUGUCAGAAGAGACGGAAAGAGAGCUAAAAGAGAGCUUCAAGCGACAGAGCUGCGAAAACUACGCACCGAGGCAGAGUAAUAUGAGUAAUGCAGCCAACCAGAAUGGAUCAGGUCUAGAGCAGCAGUUAGCUGGUCUGGACUUGCAGGGCUCCCGCCAGGGUCGCUACGUUCCACCGCAUCUUCGUCAUAAAGCUGCAAGUGAGUGUAAUCCACCUUCGGAUUUAAAUUAUUCUUCCAAUUCAAGAUCGUUUGGCGACAGAGACAGAGGUGGAGAUCGCGAUCGUGAAAGGGACCGGGAUCGUGAUAGGGGCAGAGGCGGUUAUCGAGACUCACGAAGUCCUCGAAUCGACACUGAUUUCGCGAACUUUGGGAGUUUCGGCGGGCGCAAUAGGCGCAGUCAGGAAAAUGGAAGGGAUUUCCCAAGAUAUCCCAAUUCUGAGCGCGAUCGACCAAUUAGUGGUAAUGAUCGCUGGCAGGAGCCUACUAGAAAUGAUCGCUGGCAAGAGAGAAAUGACAGGAUGGGUGGUAGCGGAAGAUGGGGAGACGAUAGAGGUGGCAGAGGAAGAGGCGAGGUCGACUGGACGAUACCGACUACCAGAGACGAACGAUUGGAGUUGGAGCUGUUUGGUACUGGCAAUACUGGGAUUAAUUUUAGCAAAUACGAGGAUAUCCCAGUUGAGGCUACCGGAGAAAACAUACCGCCACACAUCACAUCUUUUGACGAGGUUAAGCUGACAGAGAUAAUAAAGAACAGCAUCGCCUUGGCAGGAUAUGACAAGCCUACUCCAGUGCAAAAGUACGCGAUACCGAUCAUCAUCGGACGCCGUGACGUGAUGGCCUGCGCUCAAACUGGGUCCGGUAAAACAGCGGCCUUUUUAGUGCCAAUAUUGAAUCAGAUUUACGAGAGCGGGCCGCGACCGCCACCAGUGCAGGCGAAUUCUUCUGGUAGGCGUAAACAGUAUCCGUUGGGACUAGUAUUGGCUCCCACGAGGGAACUUGCUACGCAGAUAUACGACGAAGCGCGGAAAUUCGCGUACCGAUCGCGUAUGCGUCCCGCGGUCGUAUAUGGCGGUUCCAAUAUAGUAGACCAAAUGCGCGAAUUAGAUCGGGGUUGCCACUUACUUGUGGCAACGCCGGGACGUCUGGUAGACAUGUUGGGACGCGGUAAAAUCGGCUUACACAAUUGUCGAUAUUUGGUUUUGGACGAGGCAGAUCGCAUGCUGGACAUGGGUUUUGAGCCGCAAAUAAGACGUAUCGUCCAAGAAGACAACAUGCCGCCGACUGGAGAGAGACAGACUCUCAUGUUCUCUGCUACUUUUCCAAAAGAGAUUCAAAUGCUGGCUAGAGACUUUCUUAGCAACUAUAUUUUCUUGGCGGUUGGUCGAGUAGGUUCAACCUCCGAGAAUAUUACGCAGAAGAUUGUAUGGGUGGAGGAACAUGAUAAACGUUCAUACUUGCUUGAUUUAUUACAAGCUAGCAACUUUUCAGAUCCUACUGCAGAGUCGCUUACUUUGGUGUUCGUUGAGACAAAGAAAGGAGCUGAUAUGCUUGAAGAAUAUUUGGCCUCAAUGGGGUAUCCAGUCACUAGUAUUCAUGGUGAUAGAACUCAGCGCGAACGUGAAGAAGCCUUGCGUCGUUUCCGCGCGGGCAAAGCACCGAUUCUGGUUGCAACUGCAGUGGCGGCUCGUGGUCUCGAUAUACCACAUGUUAAACACGUCAUCAAUUUUGAUUUGCCUGGAGACGUUGAGGAAUACGUUCAUCGUAUCGGUCGUACUGGUCGUAUGGGCAAUUUAGGUUUGGCCACUUCGUUCUUUAAUCACAAGAAUCAUAAUCUGGUACGCGAUUUGGUGUCUUUGCUUAUCGAAGCCAAUCAGGAACUUCCACCCUGGCUAGAUGACAUGUAUACCGAAGCCAGAUAUUCUGGAGGUGGAUCUCGACGUCCCGGAGGCGGCGGUGGCGGCGGCGGUGGUGGCGGCGGCGGCGGCGGCGGCGGCGGUGGCACCAAGGGACGAUUCAGCGGAGGUGGAUUUGGUGCAAGAGAUUAUCGUCAACAACCCAGUUCUGGACCUGGUCGUAGCAAUGGACCCUCUCGACCUAGCGGUUACGGAGGUGGUUAUUCAAGUUACGGAGGUAAUUAUAAUAAUUCAUCGUACAAUAAUUCCACUAACAAUGGCAAUAGUGGCCCUGAUUGGUGGGGAGCAUGGGAUAAGUAGACGAUUAUUUCCAUCUCUAUUUCUACUUCUAUCAUUAUUAUUAUUAUUACUGUACACGCAAAUUCAAUUAUAUGUAAGGAAAAUACACGACAUUAUUACGUCUGACACAUUACAAGCACGUGUUUUGCGCGCGUUAUAUACAUAAAGCGCAAAGUACAGACAGUUUCAUGUAAUAAUACGUAUUCACGUUUUUGCUAACUGCCUGUGCACAUCGAUUUUUCGAUGUAAAAGCAGAAAAAGAAUACUUAUAUUGUUUAAAUUUCCACUAUAUUACACAUUUGUUCAUGCGCGACGUUUGUGACAAAUCCUGCGUGCAAUUAAGUAUUCUUGCCGGUGAAUGACCGGGGGAAUAUUUCGAACGUAAAUGAUCUCACCAUACAAGAAAAAAAAGCGAGUAUCAUAAAUGGGAUUUGUUCAACACUAUUAGUUAGAGAUCCAUCCAACAUUUCGUUGCCGUGACGUGCUGAGAAACACACGUAGUAUAUAAUCACUAACGAAUCAAAUCGAUAAAUCGUUAAUGCCUGUUUGAAGGUAAUGACGAUGUAACACAUAGUAGAUGGUGAAACUUAGUAAAUUUUUUAGAACUCCUGUCGAGACUAUAUGGGGCUCAUUGUAGCUUUAUCGUUUAUAUAUAUAUUUUUUUUCUUUUUUUCCAUAGGGGUGCGGUGGGCGUAUCUUCGGCGUAUCUAUCAAUGCUCGGCACAUGUUGUAAAACGUUUUAUAAUAAACGCUUUUAAUUGUCUUUUGCUAUCGUAAUGGCCAGUAGAAGAGUCGCGCAGUUUUUCUUCGAAUGCAUGACAUAAUUCUUUGGUUAACAAAUAUGCACGUUCAUUAAAUGGCCUAGGAUACGCCCAAUCUCCGUCACCACCAUAGAUACAUGACGAUUCCUUAUUAUUUUUUUUUUCCUUAAUUUACUGCGUAGUUCA
Molecule: messenger RNA, 3478 nt
Organism: Nylanderia fulva
Lineage: Eukaryota; Metazoa; Arthropoda; Insecta; Hymenoptera; Formicidae
Gene: bel
Product: ATP-dependent RNA helicase bel
Molecular function (GO): RNA helicase activity; nucleic acid binding; ATP binding
Source: RefSeq, a predicted model, not a curated record